CUCGAGUCGCCAUGUGGAACGACGAGGAUAACAACCCCUUAUGGUGCCUUUGACCACCAUGAGUCUCGACUGUCGGACUCACUGCACUCAGCCCUCUCCCCUCCUCUCUAUGAGCAUGAUUCCACCCCUCCCUCCAGUCGAGACUCCAAUAUCGACCCUCCCGACUACAUCUCUCACCCCGAAGACCUCAGCGAUCCCGAGGAGGACUAUGGUGCGGUCAGCCAGUCAUAUCCCCGCAAGAGCGUCUACGAUAGUCGCAUUGAGCAGAUCCUCUAUGAGAACCCAGAAAUGCCGAUCAUGAUCACCGAUGCCGGAAAGAAUCACGAAGGUGGAGGGGGUUUCAUUGUGUAUACUAUUCGGACAGCGGACCUAGAAGUUCGCCGACGAUACUCGGAGUUUGCUUCGCUUCGACAAACUCUCGUCAACCUUCACCCUACACUAAUUGUUCCCCCGAUUCCUGAGAAGCAUAGUAUGGCAGACUACGCGGCCAAGCCGACCAAGGCCAAGGAAGAUACGGCAAUCAUUGAACUUCGAAAACGUAUGCUGGGGGUGUUUUUAAAUCGGUGUCGCCGGAUGAAGGAGAUCCGCGAGGAUGGGGUGUGGUGGAGGUUUCUUGACCCAAAUGUCAGCUGGAGCGAGGUGCUACUCUCGCAUCCUGCUUCGUCGGUCCCAAAAAACAACCUUAAAGCUCCCCCUCUCGACCCCGCUAACCCGACGGCGGCUCAUGCAUGGCUACCCGUCCCAGCUACAUCCGCCAAGCUUAAGCCUACCGGCGGCAUAACCUUCCAUCCCGGUACGGCCGCCUCACCAACCUCAUUCGUAGACUCCACGGAUGGGCCGCCGCCGCCUACGCCUGGCCCCGAGAUUUUGGGCCGUUUCCCACCGGAGUCACGCAAGCUCAGCGAGCAAGAAUUGGAUCCAUACUUUGUGAACUUUGAAUCGUCAACACGGGAAUUGGAGCUUCUCCUACAGGGGAACAUUGAGAAAGUCAACCGGCGAACGCUGGCGCAUCUGUCUUCUUUAUCUGCUGAUCUUAUGGAGCUGGGUGCACGUUACAACGGUUUCUCGCUCUCCGAACAAUCUCCCACGGUCGCCGCGGCAAUUGAGCGCGCGGGACAAGCUGCCGAUACCUCUUACAUCGAGACAGAAGAGCUGUCCACGGCCUUGAGCGCCCACUUUGCGGAACCCAUGCGGGAAAGCGCUCAGUUUGCCAGUGUGGUGCGCGGGGUUCUGCGGUACCGGGUUCUUAAACGGGUGCAAGAGGAAAUGACUCGAGACGAGCUAGCUAAGAAGAAGACCCUUCUGGAUUCGCUCGAGCGGAGUGAGCUGGAAGCGAAACGUAUUGAACAAUAUCUCAACCGCACAAAUCCUCAGUCGCCUGGCACCAAGCCACGGUCCUUGUCAGCUUCAUCGGCCGUCAGCAGCGAAGGCGGGAGUGCUCCCAAUCUCUCUGCUGACUCGGAAUUUCCACCAACGCAUGGUGAGUCGAUCAGUUCUCCACCUGGGUCGCAGGUCACCGGACACAAGAGGUCCGAUCCGUCACCAUCCUCCUCGCCAGCGCACCGGAAGUCGUCCAGCGGGACGUUCGUGGCAAACAAGAUCUUCGGUCGCAUCAGUCAUGCAGUGCACGGGUUUGUCGACGUGGAUCCUGAACGGACGCGUCGGGACCAGAUUGGGAAAACGAAGGAGAGUCUCAUCCAGUUGGAACAAGCAUUAGAAGUAUCCGAGAAAGAUGUCAAGGAUGCCAGUGCCGGCGUGCUGCAGGAUCUCAAACGUUUCCAGAAGGACAAAGAAGCCGAUCUGCGGCGCUACAUGGUCGCAUAUGCGCGGUGUCACUUGGACUGGGCGCGAAAGAACCUGGAAACGUGGACCGAGGCCAAAGACGAGGUGGACAAGAUCGUGGCUCGGUAG
This is a messenger RNA of Penicillium alfredii, 1911 nucleotides long. Its product is annotated as PX and BAR domain-containing protein. Lineage: Eukaryota; Fungi; Ascomycota; Eurotiomycetes; Eurotiales; Aspergillaceae. Gene Ontology annotation, biological process: retrograde transport, endosome to Golgi. The annotation marks the transcript as partial. The transcript has 6 exons. Gene Ontology annotation, molecular function: phosphatidylinositol binding. The record is from RefSeq and is a predicted model, not a curated record.